Cuscuta campestris is the source of this 807-nucleotide messenger RNA. The record is from the annotation of a GenBank genome assembly. Lineage: Eukaryota; Viridiplantae; Streptophyta; Magnoliopsida; Solanales; Convolvulaceae.
GGAGGACCUUCGUUUGACCUCCACAUCCGGCGAUUUCAAGCGCCUGGUACUCUGUUAGACGCUAGAGGGAGACGCGAGAGGCGGGGGCGAGACCAGGUUUUUUUAUCGGAGAACCCACCGCCACCAGAUUUCUCCGGCGAGUGACACGGCACGCACAUCACCGCACCGAAAAUCAGAACCAGGGGAGAAACUAAGGGUCUUACAAGGUUUAUCAGGUGUCUAGUGAUGACAUCAUCAUCUUCUAGAUUGCUCCAUGCGGGCUACUCAUUAUUGGGGAACCUCCGUAACAACUCUGCUGGGUUCAUGAGAGCAUCACAAGAGAUUAUAUCAAAUGAUCUAUACACACAGCAAAUGAGGACAUUCAUACAAAUGAGGACCAGCCUUAAAGUGGUGGACAAUUCAGGCGCAAAGAGAGUGAUGUGCAUACAAGCUUUGAAGGGAAAGAAAGGGGCGAGGUUGGGCGACACGAUAGUUUGCUCGGUCAAGGAAGCACAGGCAGGCGGGAAAGUGAAGAAAGGAGAAGUCCAUUACGGCGUGGUUGUCCGUGCCGCAAUGCCGAGGGGCCGUUGCGACGGGAGUGAGGUCAAGUUCGACGACAACGCCGUCGUUCUUAUCAAUAAGCAAGGCGAGCCAAUCGGGACCCGCGUUAUGGGUCCGGUCCCGCAUGAGCUCAGGAGAAAGAAGCACCUCAAGAUUCUCAGCCUUGCCCAACAUAUUGUGUGAUGAAGAGAGAAAGAAGGGGAUGAUGCUCUGUCUUCUGCUGUUUGCUCUUUUAAGGUCUGUGCUGAAUGAAAACACUUGUUUCCA